AUGAUUGCUGAUAGCCCACAGAUAAAACGCACUGAUAACCCAUCGAUCCUGAUCGUAGGCGCCGGAAUUGGUGGUCUCACAUUGGCAAUACUUCUUGAAAAGGCUGGUGUACAAUAUGAGAUCUUUGACCGUAUGGCUGAGAUCAAGCCUUUGGGUUCUGCAUUGAUGCUCGGUUCAAAUGUAACCCCAUUGUUCAAACAACUUGGGAUCUACGAUGAAUUUAUUUCGCUGGCCAGGGUUGUCUAUUCUGUCGAUACCCUUAAUGAAGAACGUGAGAUCGAAGUACCCAUGCCCUUGGCACCCAUUGUCGAAAUGGGUGGGCAUAAGAAUUACAUUGUUACUCGAUCUGUGCUCUAUGAUUUACUCCGUCGUCAGAUCCCCGCCCAAAAAGUCCAUUUGGGUAAACGUGUGUUGAGUUUCACACAGGAUGAAUAUGGAGUUGAACUUCAAUUCUCGGACGGAUCAGUCGCUCUUGGAGAUGUUCUUGUGGGAGCUGAUGGUGCCUAUAGUGCUGUUCGUCAGAGUCUAUAUAAGGAAUUGAAGAAGGAAGGAAAAUUACCCAGUUCAGACGAUGGAUCUUUACCGUUCAGCUGUGUUUGUCUAGUUGGACAGACCAAACCUCUGGAUCCGAUUCAAUAUCCUAGAUUGAAUAAAGAGUAUUGCGAAUUCAAUUAUGUGAUUGGCAAGGACAAGCCGUACUCGUGGGCAACUUGGACAACCAGAGGCAACAUCUACUGCUGGAGUGUAACUCUCUAUCUUAACAAAGAGAGCUCCAAAGACAAUGACAGUUUCCGAAACUCAGAGUGGGGUCCUGAAGCAGCAACAGCAAUGAGUAAGGAUGUCCGAGAUUUUCCGGCUGUAGGCGAAUAUCUUGACAAUGGCCUGACCAUCGGGAACCUUAUCGAUAAUACCCCCUUGGUAUCCAAGGUCAUGCUAGAGGAGAAAGUCUUUGGUACCUGGUAUCAUGAACGCACUGUCCUUUUAGGCGAUGCAUGCCACAAGGUCCAUCCAGCAAGUGGUUCAGGCGCAGUGAACGCAAUCCAUGACGCCGUUGCAUUGGCCAACUGGCUCAGUGUCUUGAAUUCGAAUAAGGUAGUUCAUAUUGAGAGGAUCUUCAAGGAGUAUAGAGCCGAACGAUACCCUGCUGCGCUGGCAGCUUUUGCGUCUGGACAAACACUUUCUAAACUUAGAGCGUCGGGAUGGAAGGCAGCAAUAGCAAGGUUCAUUGUACGGAAUCUACCACUCUGGUUGUACAAGAUCAUGCUGAAGAAUCUGGUUGCCCAUCGUCCUCAAGUUUCAUUCUUGCCUUUGGUGGAUGACAGCAAAGGAACAUUGGCAGCGAAACAUCAGCCAAGUUUAGAAAAGACUUUAGCAAUCCAUAAGAAAUUGGAGGAAAAGAAAGCCUCAACCCCCUCUGUCAAAACUACCUCGGCAUCAGCAGCAGUGGCAGCAGCAACCGCCAUUUAGGGGAUAUGUGCAUACAUGUAUAUAUAUUUCUAAUGGCUCUUUGAAAGUUCAUUAAUCCAUCCAGCAAAUACCGAAUUCAAUUUUAAAAGAAGUAAUUUUACGCGUCAAAGACACAUAAUUUUCCC
Lobosporangium transversale is the source of this 1592-nucleotide messenger RNA. RefSeq lists its product as hypothetical. Gene Ontology annotation, molecular function: monooxygenase activity; FAD binding. Lineage: Eukaryota; Fungi; Mortierellomycota; Mortierellomycetes; Mortierellales; Mortierellaceae. The transcript is spliced from 6 exons. The coding region runs from base 1 to 1467 and encodes 488 amino acids. The record is from RefSeq and is a predicted model, not a curated record.